This is a messenger RNA of Merops nubicus (carmine bee-eater), 1373 nucleotides long. RefSeq names its product CD4 molecule (gene CD4). The record is from RefSeq and is a predicted model, not a curated record. Gene Ontology annotation, molecular function: MHC class II protein binding; protein tyrosine kinase binding. The annotation marks the transcript as partial. Gene Ontology annotation, biological process: positive regulation of ERK1 and ERK2 cascade; T cell activation; interleukin-15-mediated signaling pathway. Gene Ontology annotation, cellular component: external side of plasma membrane; membrane raft. The transcript has 8 exons. NCBI's taxonomy places the organism in Eukaryota, Metazoa, Chordata, Aves, Coraciiformes, Meropidae.
AUGGCAACUGGUCUGAUUCCUACUAUGGCUCAGCAAAGUGAACUGCAGAUUGGGGUUGCAGGACAGGAGGUGAUACUGAACUGCAGGGGCGGUGAUACUGAACCUCACGGCAAAGAAACCUUUUCCCUCCUAAUCAAGCUUACUUUUUCAAAAGGCAAAGGCAAAGCUACCAUGACUGAUCGAUCUGAGAUCAUCCCCAACAGUAAACAUCUGAAGGUGUUUGACUUAAAGAUCUCUGAUGCUGGCACCUACACCUGUGAAUAUGGUUCCUCCACAGUCAGUAUUUCACUGCAUGUCUUUGAAUUGACAAUCUCUUCAGAUGGGCACUUUCUGCCAAAUGAAGUCCCUAAGCUGACUUUAAUGCAAAAUUCAUCCAGUUCUCUACCCAAUCUCAGUAUCACUUUGUUUGACAGUAACAAUAACAAAGUAAUACCAAAACUACAACGAAAGGAGACUCCUCAAAAAUUCAUACUGGAGUUAAAGCAACUGAAGGUUACAGACAGCGGGACCUGGAUGUGUCAUGUCCAUUCGGACUCUCCAUUGAUCAAUCAGAACAUCUCCUUUGAUGUGAAGGUAUUAGGUUUUCAGAAUCCAGAUUCGGAAAGAAAGUAUGCAGCUGUUGACAGCACUGUUGUCUUGUCAUGGGAUCUCAACUUCCAGGAGAUAAAAUGGAAAAAAGGUUUCACAGGACAACUGAGUUGGAAACAACAGGAGAGUGCAACUGCUCAUGAGCUACUUGAUUUCAAUGUCACAGAACAGAGAAAGCAGCAUGAGAUGAAAAAAAGCAGCCGCUUUUGGUUUGAGAUACCUGAAAGCAAACCUAAAAGUACCAUACAAGUGAAACUCCCCAAAGUCCAUUUCAACCACUCGGGACAGUACCAGUGCCAGCUAGAAUACGACAGAGCAUACACACAGAACAAGAUAGAGCUGGUGGCAAUGAAAGUCUCAGCUAACCCUUCUGGGCCACUCCUCAGAGGGGCUAAGAUGACCCUGAUCUGUCAGGUCUCUAGUCCACUCCCAUCCAACACUCACUUGCUCUGGGAACGUGUGAAUGGAACUCAGAUGGACAUCAGGAAGUCAAAGCAGCAUGAAACGAAGGUGGAGGUGGACGUCAGCGCUGCAGGGCUGUGGAGCUGUCACCUCACAGAAGACAAUGACAGGAAGAUCAGCAUUCAUUACCGCGUAGAGGAAGCUCCUGUUUGGAUUAGCUAUGUGGUAAUUGGAGCAAGCAUUGGAGGCAGUGUGUUGGUGUUUGUCCUUGCAUGCCUGUGCAUCAUCGCUGGUAUAAGCUGGCAUCGGAGGAGGCAACGGGCAAAAAGGAUGGCACAAGCAAGACAAUACUUGCUGGAAAACAAGACAUGCCAGUGUCGGCA